This is a messenger RNA of Aaosphaeria arxii CBS 175.79, 1202 nucleotides long. Its product is annotated as NAD(P)-binding protein. The record is from RefSeq and is a predicted model, not a curated record. Gene Ontology annotation, molecular function: oxidoreductase activity. The transcript has a single exon. Bases 249 to 1037 code for a protein of 262 amino acids. Lineage: Eukaryota; Fungi; Ascomycota; Dothideomycetes; Pleosporales.
ACUUGGAUGUGCUGGUCCCCACUAGAGUUGAGGGUGAGCACAUGUUAUACAAUUCCAUGGGAUAGCUUGACUUUAGCUUCUUACACUCUUCAAACUGAUUUAAACUUUUUGACAACCUAUAUACUGUCAAUCUUAUCCUCCGUUUAUCUCCACAUCGAAAUACAAGCCAUAUAUCAGCAUUCCCCGUAGCUUACCUUCCCUGCUACCAGCAAGCAUCCAUCAGCCAUCCCACAAGCAACAAAUCCACCAUGAAGAUCGCAGACCGCACAUACAUCAUCUCAGGCGGCGCCUCAGGCCUCGGCCUCGCGACAGCUCGCGACCUCCACUCCCGCGGCGCCUACGUCUCCCUUCUCGACCUGAACGCCGACUCAGGCGCCUCCAUCGCAACCUCACUCGGCUCGCGGGCCAAGUUCUUCGAAACCGACGUCUCGAGCACCGACUCCAUAGCUGCCGCAAUCAAAGGCACAUUCGAAUGGGUCGAAUCGACCGGCAAGCCGAUCGGCGGCGUUGUCGCAGGCGCAGGCGUCGGCCUCCCCGGCCUCAUCGUCGACAAGAAGAACGAGCCGCUGUCCAUCGAGAGCAUCGACUUCGUGCUGAACAUCAACCUGCGCGGCACGCUGGACCUGAUCCGCCAGGCAGUGCCGUACAUGACGACCGCGGCGCCCGAGGGCCCGGACGGCGAGCGCGGCGUCAUCAUCAUGAUUGCUUCGUCGGCGGCGUUUGAUGGCCAGAUGGGCCAGGUUUCGUAUGCGGCGUCGAAGGGCGCGGUUGCGGCGUUGACGCUCCCGCUUGCCAGGGAUCUGUCGAAGUAUGGUAUCAGGGCUGUUACGAUUGCGCCUGCGCUGUUCGAUUCGAAUAUGACGAAGAUGAUGAGUAAGAAGGUUAAGCAGAGCUUGGAGAAUGCGAUGGAGUUUCCCAAGAGGGCGGGUCAGCCGGAGGAGUUCGCGAGGACGGUUAGGGAUAGCAUCGAGAAUGGCAUGUUGAAUGGUACGGUGAUACGGUUGGAUGGUGCUAUGAGGAUGCCGGCGAGGCUAUGAUUGCGUUUGGUCUUGUUUGGCAGCAUAUACCAAUCACUUUUCAAAACGAUAUGAGAACAGAUAGUAGUAUGAGAGAGACAUGGGGUAUCAUUGUACUAUAGCUUUUUUGCGUCAUCAGAACGACCAAUUCAUUCCGUUCGAGACUUGGACAAUUAUCGCUUUCGU